UUUAUACAAGGCAGACAAUUUAUGUUUGCUUACACAUUUGCUAAGAAAUACAACGCCCCCGCUUACUAUACAUUCCUUGGCCAUUUAGUAAUGGAAGCAUUCGAUUUAAGCAUUUUAUUGUUGUUUAUCAGGCGGGAAAACACAUGUGUUAUAGGGAAAAAAAGAAUUCCUUUUGUUAAACUUGAUCAGUAAAGUUCCUAAAUAAUUUAUAGAAAGCUUAACUAGCUAAAUAUUUCUUAGCUUACAGUCAAUCCCAUUAUCCUUAUGACAGCUGCGUUUAUGCUGCUUUUUAUCUUUAGCCUCAUUUAUUUUAGUAUUUUGCCUUCCGGAGAAUUCUUGGAUAUGCCGUAACAAUUGUUGUCUUUCAGAUCAUUUAUUUAUUCGAAACGAAAAGCAAAUAUUCCUCAAACAUAGCUGGCGGUCGCUUA
Molecule: messenger RNA, 428 nt
Organism: Meloidogyne enterolobii
Lineage: Eukaryota; Metazoa; Nematoda; Chromadorea; Rhabditida; Meloidogynidae
Source: the annotation of a GenBank genome assembly